Messenger RNA from Haliotis rubra (blacklip abalone), 2375 nucleotides. RefSeq names its product sorting nexin-16-like. Gene Ontology annotation, molecular function: phosphatidylinositol binding. Gene Ontology annotation, cellular component: late endosome; extrinsic component of endosome membrane; early endosome. The coding region runs from base 1 to 1200 and encodes 399 amino acids. The transcript has 8 exons. Gene Ontology annotation, biological process: early endosome to late endosome transport; protein targeting to lysosome; endosome to lysosome transport. NCBI's taxonomy places the organism in Eukaryota, Metazoa, Mollusca, Gastropoda, Lepetellida, Haliotidae. The record is from RefSeq and is a predicted model, not a curated record.
AUGAAUUCCUCAGGUAACCUUAGCAACCUGGACAGUGGAAGUGUUGGGAUCAGUGCCACUGAAAGUUUCCACAAUGACGGAACCGCAGUGUUAUCGGUUCAGUUUGACCGGAAAUCCUCCUUUCUGGCUCAUGAUCACAAGACCUCCACGCCAGGACGGACUGUGUCCAAGCCAAUGAGUCUCGACAUGUCCAUGACGACUUAUGCCUCUCUGAAGCCAUCGGAAGCGCCGUCGGCCAUAUCUACCAUCAUUUCGAGGAAUGUAGUGACCCACCAGGCUCACCUACGUUGCUGGACACGUCUGAAGGAUCAUCUCCAGCGAUGUCCCCACCUCGCUCUGAACAUCCGGGUGUUGAAGCAGACCUGCCCUGUUGACCCAAGUACCAUUCCCGAGAUUCGGGUGGAGGCGGAACCGGAGACACUUUACCCAGAAGACAUCAGGGUGCCCAUCCAGGGAUAUGAGGUCAUGGAAGAGAGAGCCAAGUUCACUGUCUACAAGAUACAGGUUGAAAAGUCAGAUCAUGAAUCCUGGUUUGUCUUCCGCCGUUAUACAGAUUUCAGUCAUCUGAAUGAAAAAUUGCUGAGCAUGUUCCCAGGCAUCAGACUUUCUCUUCCACCUAAACGCUGGUUUCGUAGUAACUAUGAGCGGGAGUUCCUGGAUGAUCGGUUGCAAGGCUUGCAGGCUUUCCUCAACAACGUCACAGGGCACAGUGACAUCUGCAACAGCAAGCCAGUUCGGGAGUUUUUCUGUUUCGAUGAUCCUCCCGGGCCUCAUGACAGUCUUGAAGAGAGUCGGGCUCUAUGUGAGAACCUGGAAGAGACAACGUACCAUCUCCGACAGGUACUGGACGACAGAGACCGGGAGAUCCUAUUGCUGAGGGAGGAGUUGGACCUAUACAAGUCUCAGGUCGCCAUGCUGUCGAAACGUCUCCGGGAGGUGUCAGGCGUGAGGGACACGUCGGCUCUGAUGUCGCCAAUAUCGAACGAGUUCUCCGUGGCUGAAUGUGACAUGGAGGUCAGCCUGGAGCCGGAAGCUGAUCAGUCUCAUCCCCUGCCCUCUAGUGACAGCAGACUCGAGGAUGGGAAUCGGGAAACUUCAACACCGAUUCCAGACAAGGAUCAUCCGGCUGUCGGAAAGAGCCCCCAAACAUCCCACGUGGUCCCAGUCAUGGUGCACAGCGAGGCAGAAGAUAAUACAUAGUUGGAGUUACCUCCCUUCUGCUCCAUUAUCGUGGCCAAAAGUGUGAACAAACCUGUUGGAAUCUGCAUACAUGGUGCUCGUCAAUAUUUAACCUCCCGAGAACUCUAACAUGAAAUGAAAACUAUCUAAAUUCUCAAGUUACCAUUUGGAAUUAAUCACGAAAUCGCAUAUAUACCGCAUGUAUGUGAUCUGCACAGCCUUGCUCAUAAAUAACUGUGACGUUCACAUAUUGUCACAGUACAGUGUGUGGAAUAAUAUAAUUCUUUAUAGUUGUAUCUUCACAAGACACUGGUGAUAUUUCUGGGUGUCCGACCCUGUUUUCUGAAGUGCUACUCUCUCUCACAAUGUGGAUGACAUUUUAUACACGUGCCUUUUGAAUGUUUUGUUUUGUAUCAAUUGAAUUAAUUUCAUAUUCACACGAUAAUGACUGCAUAUUGGCACUUUCACAAUUUGAAUAUUUAUUGCUCAUGUAGAUACACACUGUACAUAUUACAUGCUAAUGGGAUAAUGCAUGUCCGGAAUUCUGUCUACAGAACAAUCAUGACUGGAUGAAUUGUAUAUAAAUACCAUCGUCCCAAAUUCGGUGAUAAUCUUGUACAUAUAACGCAUUUAUGAUAACUUAUUUGUAUGGAGUUUCCCUACAGGCUGCAGAGACCAUCACUUUCUAUGUUAUUUCAAUUUAGAAAAAAAUAGUUCCAUAUGUUUAGCAUCACAAUUAAUUAAUAACUGAAGUAUUAAGCAGCCAUGAAUACAUUUCCAUGAAUACGUAUUAGUAGAGAUCAAAUUUGAUUUGAUUACUGGUAACAGUUUGUGUAUUUCAAAAGUCCUUGGUCUAUGAUUUCAGCUGUGUACUGUCAAGUAGGAAGUAUUUGAAAUUGUUCAGGAUAUCAAAGUCAGUCCGAAAAAUGUUUAAAAUUAUUUACAUUUACAUUGAGUAUUUCUCCAUUUGUGUCUCAAGUUUGCGCAAAAAUAAUGAACAUAUUUUUACUACAUUGAAAUAACAGAAAGUUAUGGGCUGUAGAGCUGUGUGAUGAUACUGACAGUCUAUGCCAGAGUACUUAUCUUGUGUUCAGCAUUGCUUUAGAUUGAGAUAAAUGCUUUGCUUAGAUAUACUCCAGCAGCAAUGAGAGGUAGUUUUGUCACUUGAUAUUACAAUUCUGAUCUCAACUUUGCAA